This is a messenger RNA of Photinus pyralis (common eastern firefly), 3245 nucleotides long. RefSeq names its product mucin-5AC-like. The transcript has 7 exons. NCBI's taxonomy places the organism in Eukaryota, Metazoa, Arthropoda, Insecta, Coleoptera, Lampyridae. The coding region runs from base 172 to 2613 and encodes 813 amino acids. The record is from RefSeq and is a predicted model, not a curated record.
AGGUUACUUGAGGCGGCAUAAGCGAAAGUUGCCCCUGUUGAAGUUGGUACGGUGUGCAGUGGACAUGUACGUGUGAGUGAAGUACGAGUUCUUUAGUGUUGCACAGUGAGGUACCGCACGGCGUUAUAUGAUUGAUUGUGAAAUAAUUUAGUACUUCUAGUUUAUUGAAAUAUGGCAUUCAGCUUAACAUUUUUAUUGGUUUUUGUUGUGGCGCACUUAUCCGCUGAAGUUCCUCCAGUAGCAGUACCAAAACCCGUAGAUGAGUUCGUAUUCAUUCAAGCGUCGAAUAGUGGUGCUCGUCCAGUAGCUCGAAAAGAUAAACCCUCGUCGGAUGCUGAGGGAGCGUUUGAAACAGCACACAAACUUCCCCCAUAUAUAACAUAUCUUUUAAACGACAACGACACAGAUGCCGAUCAAGAUAGCGAAGUCGCCAGACAAAAACGGGGGGCCGUAUCACCCGCACCCGCUCCUCCAGGUUCCAUUAAAUUGGAUCCGCUAGCACUCCUGGAGAGGUACAAGCAGGAGUUAAGUUCGACUACGGUAGCCAUGACUACACCGACAACCCCCAAAAAAAGAACAAAAAAAGAAGCCAACCCAGCAACAACAGCUCAUCCUCGACCCGUUCUAACAUCAAGGGGACCACCUCCAUCACGUGGGAACACUAAAGAAAGCUCGCUUUCAACAAGUGAAAGCGAAAAGCAACGUUCUCGGAUACAAAUAAAAAAAGGACCAAAUGGUCAAGAGUAUGAAUACGAAUAUGUCUACUACUACUAUGACGAUGAUGACGAUAAAGACACUAAAGAAAAGGUAUAUAACUCUCACGAUGGCCCUGCGCGGGAGCAACAAGAAAAAAAUAACUACAGCAAGGAAGCAGCUUCCAACGAAAUUGUUCCCAGCAGAGGGCGAUCUCGUGGCCGUCAGUUAGAAGAUGAAGAUGUGGUUGGUGAAGACCGCCUGCCCCCAAGCACAAGAUUCCCGCCUAGAAGCAGAAAUUUUGCAACGACUCCAGUUUCGGAAGAAGAUCCCAAACCAACCACUAGAGGAAAGACUCGAGGAAAACCCUUAACUACGAUCCCCACCGCACCAACCGCAGUCAAUUCCGAAGAAAGUCAGAACUCGCGGGGUCGAACUCGUAAUAAUGUCCGAAGACCGUCUUUGGAACUUGUUGAUAGCGCGAGCUUCAACACUAAUUCUGGCGGGGCUGGGCCUGAUCCCGCAAGCGGAGGGCCAUCGUUCCCAUCAGACUUACCUGCUGGACCAGUUAGAUUUUUAGGAGCUACGCCCAAUGAACGCAUCGAAUUACACGAUCAUGAUAGAGCAUCUGUAAGUGCAGAAGUUUAUCCUGAAUCAAGCAUAACUACAACAAGUUCAGCCGAUUCUACGACAAUGACUAUAUCGCCAAUGGAUAAAGUGGCUUUAGAUUUGUAUGCAAUUCUUCAAGGAACGCAAAAGCUCUCGGGAGAAGACGAUAAUGACGAGAGCGGUUCCACUACCGACGGUUCUGAUGGUACAACCUCCCAAGGAACAACGGAUGUUCCCACGACUGAAUACGUAACAACGACUACCACGACAACGACCACCACCACCACAACAACGACCACUACACCCGCACCAACAACCACCCCUUCCGAAGCUCCAAUAGGCCGAGGUAGAUUCCGUGGAAAUGCAAACAAACGAAAACCUGCACAAUCUACAACGACAGCUGCGCCUGUUGAAGUGACUCCAGACACAAAGCCCAAGGGACGAUUUGGAAGGCCUUCAUUCAAUAGAGUUAGACCAGGCGCGAACAAAAGUACACCUGAACCCAACAACGAACCCAGUGUAACAAAGGAAGAAGUCAAACCUGUAAGCCGAGCAAAGCCUGCUGCAAGGCCUCGUUUUGGAAACAGAGGCAGACCCACAACUGAGGCAUCCGAGGAUGCCCACCACGAGGAGACCGUAAGCAGUACGACCAAAUCAACUGUAACUCGUCCACGAUCCAACUUUAACAUUCGAACAAGAAAUCGCAGUACGACCAGCGCCCCUCCUGAGGAAUCUCCCCAUACAUCCGACGACGCCCACGCGGAAGAAAACGCUAUCAGUACGCCUAAGCCGAGGGCCAGAAUAGUACCAGGAAAUAACGUAAGACCUCUAAGACCAGGACCAAAAAUUAGCAUAGGAAGGGGGCGAUUGUCAACGACGAGCACAGUCGCGCCUGAACCUGCAGCCGAGGAUCCCUCUCCCAAAGACUCGGAAUCCGAAGACUCUCCCAAAGAGGAGCCCACUACUCCUGCGCCGGUCGAGGACAAAAACCCCCUGCACCGAUUGCGUAAUCGACCUCGUCUCAGUCCCGCCGCGCCAGCUCAGCGGCCCAAGACGGCCGCCAGCACCCCCGUGCAGGUGAGACGAGUCAACCCUCUCGCGAACAGGAGAAGGCCGGGCGCUCCCGAACCGUCCACUACCGAGGCGGCCCGCGAACCCGAACCGACCGAGGAGCCCGCCUCCGACGACGAUGAAGAAGAAGCGCAAACCCAAGCGCCAAGUUCCUCCACUACCGAAGAACCUAAAGGACUAAAUAAAUUACUAGCCGGCCGACGAAGGUUAGCCCUUCGGCAGCCCGGUUCGCAAAACUAAACACGAAAAGUACCAUUUAUUCGUAAAUAGAGACUUUAAAUUUGAUAGCUGAUGAAGCACGUGAGUCAUCCAACUAUUUUAUCUGUCGCAUUUCCCUUUCUGAGUUUAUUCGUUGCUAACUGAAAUCUUCCAAAUUUAGGCUGGGUCAACGGACAACAAAAAUAUUUUUGGUAACGUUCCAUUAAUCCUCCAAUUGUUGUGUGAAAAGCACUCUUAGGUUGUGAUUGUUUAACAAUAAAUAUGAUUGAAUGAGUCAAAAGUAAUUAUAAGUGUGAUAAAUGUGUGGAGUUAUUUGAAUGAAAUGUAGAUAAAUUUUCCUAUCGCCUAAUUCUUUUUAAUGAAAACACCUAGGUAUUUGUAAUUUUGUAUAUGUUAUUUAAUGCAACUUUAGGUUCGUUAGUAAGUACCUAAUUAAUUAAAGCAGUCAGUCUUGCGAAUAUUUAAGUUUGAAAACAAAAAAUUUGAUGCCUAUGCAAUCCAUAAAACUUUACAUUGUACUAUUUUAGUUUUAAGCCAACGUGCAGGCCUGAAAUGUGCCAAUACCCAUGAUAUACUAGUUAUAUUUAUUAUUGUAUAGUUCCGUGAUGCUUAUUUGUAUGUUAUAUUAGGUGUAAUAAACAAUUUCUGAAAUU